Penicillium salamii is the source of this 6219-nucleotide messenger RNA. The record is from the annotation of a GenBank genome assembly. Lineage: Eukaryota; Fungi; Ascomycota; Eurotiomycetes; Eurotiales; Aspergillaceae.
AUGGCCGGUGCAAUUCUGUCAACGGGAAACGAGGCACCAAAGAAGCUGGCCAGAUUCAUUCGCUUCAAUGUGCCCUUACUAGCAAAGAGCGAGUUUCAAGGUCGCGAAGUCGACCUGCUGUUACUUGCCUGGGCACUAUUGCUGUACCGCUACAGUAAUGGAAAUCCAGUCGAGUUUACCUGGGGGAGAAAUGGCACCGGUGCUGAUUUCACCUUCGACUUCAGCUCGUCAAGUGCGGGGUGGAGCCCCGCGAUGUCCUUGACGAGCGCGUUAGAGACUAUUGAGAAGUCGCGCCAGGAAGUUCACGCCGGUCAUUUGGUGGAUGUUGAUAAUGCGAUUGUCUUCUUUAAUGAUGAAUGCGCGCCCCGCGACUUGUCCAGCAAUGCGCGAGUAAGCGACGGCGAUGCGCUUGGUGGUGGAAUGGCCUGGGGAAAUAUUCAACUCCAGGCGACAAUGUCCGAGGGAAGUCUAUGGCUUCGUCCAUGUUGGAGAGAGCCUCUCGGCGCGGAAUAUCUUGCGACACACUUUGCGCGCGCACUGAUUGAAAUCCUCAACAAGACCUUCUCCGACUUUUCUCAGCCGAUUUCGACGAUUCUGCAGCUAAGCGACGUUGAUCGAUCGGAACUCUGGCGGUGGAAUAAAGAGCUACCCCCGCGAGCCGACACUUGUAUUCAAGAAUUAAUAUCGGAGCAAGUCCGACGCAACCCCGCCGCCCAAGCUAUCUGUUCGUGGGACGGAGAUCUCUCUUACGAGGAGGUGGAGAGGUAUUCUACAUUGGUUGCGCAUCACCUAGUCAGCCUGGGAGUCAAGAUCGGUCAGAUCGUCCCGCUUUGUUUUGAGAAAUCACGAUGGACGAUCGUGGGUGUCUUGGGUGUGGUCAAGGCCGGAGGCGCCAUUGUCCUGAUGGACCCAAGCCAGCCCUUGGAAAGACGCCAAACUAUCGCCGAGCAAGUCAAUGCGACAUUGAUCGUGACCUCGAAGACACACGGUCCGUUUGGUGAGAAGAUCGCACCAGGCGCGCAAACCGUGGUCGUGGCACAAGAGGAGCUAGACACAUUGGCUCAGGCUAGCCCGCAGAAUGAGCUGCCGGUCGUUCCUACAGACUCUAUCCUUUAUCUCAUUUUCACAUCGGGAAGCACAGGCAAGCCUAAAGGUGUCAUUAUCAACCACACCACCUACACCACUAGUGCGAUCGCACGAAGUGCCGCGGUCGGAUACACCGAUGUAUCACGCGUGCUUGACUUUGCAUCGUAUGCCUUCGAUGUCAGCGUCGACAGCAUGCUCUGCACUAUGCUACGGGGUGGAUGUCUCUGCAUUCCAUCCGACGAAGACCGUUUGAAUGACCUGAGUGGCGUGAUUCGUCGCAUGGGCGUGACCAUGUCGAACAUGACGCCGUCUGUGGCGCGCAUUCUAGAUCCCGACAUUAUCCCAUCACUGCACAGCCUUGGUCUUGGCGGCGAGUCAUGUUCUGUUGGCGAUGUCUCCGAGUGGGGAAAGCUGACUAGAAUCGUGAUAGGGUACGGACCAUCAGAGUGUACCGUUGGAUGCACAAUUAACCAUAGCGCCGCUGGCAAGCCUUAUGUCAGUAUUGGUCCUGGCAAUGGCGGUAUCAUCUGGCUUGUUGAUCCAGAUGAUCAUAACAAACUGACACCUAUUGGAGGUGUUGGGGAACUUCUCGUCGAAGGUCCCAUCGUUGGCCAAGGUUAUCUUAGUGAUCCUCAGAAGACCGCUGAAUCAUUUAUUGAGGAUCCGACAUGGCUUCUGGCGGGUAGCAACGAGGUCUCCGGGCGUAAAGGACGCCUGUACAAGACCGGUGAUUUGGUCCGCCAUGACCCGGAUGGUGAACAAGGAUUCGUGUUCGUCGGCCGCAAGGACACGCAAGUCAAAUUGCGUGGGCAGCGGGUUGAGCUCGGCGAGAUCGAAUUCCAUGUCAGAAGAUUGCUUCCAUCAGGAACAGAUGUUGCAGUCGAGGUCAUCGCCCCGCAAGGCCGAAGCAAGGAAUCAAUGCUUCUGGCCUUCGUCGCGGAUCCCAAUGCCGAGAAGCCGGAAGGCGACACAGAUACUGGCAUCAAGCAAGUCCAAUUCUCUGGCGCCAUUCAGGAGAAGAUGGGGAGCCUCGAUGAGGAAAUGUCUAAAGUUCUUCCAAUCUACAUGGUACCCUCUUUGUACAUUGGAAUUGAUCGCAUGCCCAUGCUUGUAUCUGGAAAGACAGAUCGCAAGACCCUGCGUGCAUUCGGGUCAGAGCUGGAUUUGUUCUCUUCUGAUCCAUCAACUGGCGAUCUCCAAAAGCCGAGUUCGGAUGCGGAAAUCUGCCUUCAUGAAAUCUGGUGUCGUCUCCUUGGUCUAACUUCAGAGCAAGUCAGCACCAAUCACAACUUCUUCAUACUCGGUGGUGAUUCCGUUCUAGCUAUGAAACUUGUGCCAGCGGUACGGGAGCAAGGAUUUGUUUUAACAGUGGCGGAUAUCUUCAACUCGCCUGUUCUAACUGACAUGGCUAAAUCAAUGCAUAAGGAAGAAGCAGACUCGCAGGUCGAGGUCCUGAGCUUCUCAUUGAUUGACCCAAAUUGGAACCUUGAUGCUGCUUGCACAGAGGCCGCAGAGAAAUGCGGAGUGGAAAAAACUGCAAUUGAAGAUAUUUAUCCUUGCACUCCUUUGCAGGAGAUUCUCAUGGCUUUCUCGGCUCGCUCAGCUGAAAGUUACGUGGCACAGCGAGUUGCCGAAAUCCCCAGCGUGGAAAUUGCCGAGAAGUUGCAAGCCGCAUGGAGUGCUGUCAUCCGUGAAAGUCCAAUUCUUCGAACCCGCGUUGUUGAGUUCACAGACCAUGGCUUCAUGCAAGUGGUCACCAACGAGGCCCCGGCGUGGCAAUCUCGCACCACCGACUUGGAAUCAUUCUUGGAGGAAGACCAGAAGGUCCCAAUGUCGGUUAACAUGCCUCUGAGUCGAUACACCAUCGUCCACGACGAGACUCUCAACCAAAUCUACUUCGUCUGGACUGUUCACCACGCAAUUUAUGAUGGCUGGUCAACUGAUCUUAUUGUCGAGCAUGCGAAGAACGCAUACAAAAGUCUUCCAACUUCACAGCCAGCUGAGUUCAAACAUUUCAUCAGCUAUCUGGCUGAUCCUGCUAGGGAAUCAUCGAAGGAUUAUUGGCGUGUGCAACUUCAAGGCGCCACUGGUCCUCAAUUCCCCUCCCUCCCUUCACGGAUGUACAUCCCCGAGCCGAACGCCGUGGCAGACAGGUUCAUCCCCGUGAAGCCCACAACCCGAACCAGCAUUACCACCGCGACCCUGAUCAGAGCGGCUUGGGCCUUGGUAGCCGCCCAGUACACUAUGAGUGACGAUGUGGUCUUUGGUGAAACCUUUGCCGGCCGCACUCUUCCAAUUCCCGGUGUUGAACAAAUCGAGGGUCCCAUGAUUGCGACUGUUCCGGUCAGAAUCCGUGUCGACCGGUCUGCCCCAGUCCAAGAAUUCUUGCAGGCCAUCCAAGACAACGGUCUUGUCAGAUCCGCCCACGAGCACCUGGGUAUGCAAAAUAUCCGCCGUGUCAGUGCAGACGCCCAAUUGGCCUGUGAAGUCAAGAUGGGUCUUGUCAUUCAACCCCGUCAACCUGAGACUCCGAAGCAGACUGAUGACGAGCUCCCGCCAUUCCGAGUUGAGGAUGCUGCCCACGAGGCCCUUCGCUUUAACUCAUACCCAUUGAUGUUGGCCUGCUCUCUCCACCCAGAUGGAUUCCAUGUUACGGCAAGUUUCGACUCUCAGCUCAUUAGUGAGCCACAGAUGGGUCGUGUCUUGGCACAGCUGGAGUACGCGGUCGCACAGCUGUGUACACAGGAUUCAAAGCAGCUUUGUGAUAUUGCUGGUGUUAAUGACGCAGAGCUUGCUGAGAUCUGGCAGCUGAACAAAAACGCGCCCUUGGUAUCUGAGGCUGCAGAUAAAGCCCCGGAACCUUCCAAAGGACUCGCUGUUGGGGAAACUUACCCCACGAGCUUCGUUCCUUGGAUUGUGCAUCCCUCUGAUCACAGUUUGCUUGUGCCGCUCGGAACAAUGGGUGAAUUGUUGCUGGAGGGUGUUGAUGGUGCCAGUCUUGAUCCACCGCAGUGGCUUGUCAAGGGUGCAGACGAGAUUCCCGGUCGACAGGGCAAGCUCUAUGGAACCGGUGAUCUUGUCAAGUAUGCAGAUGACAAGUCUCUGAUAUUCAUGGGCCGAAAGGAGAGUCUACGAAAGGUCGAUGGCCAUGUUAUGGAUCUCACUUCGAUUGAUGCUCAGCUUCGCUCGUCACUUCCCGAGGGCACUGAUGCUGCUGCGCAAUUGAUUACUCCAACAGGCUCUAAUAGUCAGACACCGGUUCUGGUUUCUUUUGUCAGCGAGAGCCCAUCGGAGGACCGAGCUGUUACUCUAGGUGUUGAGGCCCCUGCCGAGCUCCCUCUGGCAACAAUCAUUUCAACAAACCUUGUUGAGUCAAUUGCUGGCCUGAACAAAGUGUUGUCUGAUGUGCUGCCACCUUAUAUGAUUCCUUCAGUCUACGUUCCCGUUCAAGCCUUGCCUCGCGCUGGUGACGAAUUUGAUGCGCAGGCUCUGAAACUGAUGGCGGAACACGUCAGCCAUGACUUGCUACUGCAGCUACGAACGGCUAUCAUGAACUUGCGCCCUGGCAGAGGUGAUGCUGUCCACAUGAAUAAGAAGGAACGGACUUUACGUUCACUGUGGGCCAAGUCUCUGCGAAUGGAGGAAGAGAAGCUCGCUCUGGACGAUAACUUCUUCCGCCUCGGUGGAGACUCAAUCAUGGCUAUGAAACUUGUCUCUGCCUUGCGUCUGGCAGGCUAUCAUUUAUCUGUGACUGACAUUUUCCGCAACAUGCAGCUGCGCGGCAUGGCUGGUGCUUUGGUCGAGCUCUCAACGGAUGAAACGCGACCAUCGAAGACUUACACGCCUUUCUCGUUGUUGAAUGUGGCAGAUGUACAAGCAUUCUGUGCCCAAGAUAUUCAGCCAUUGCUGGCCGAGACAGAGUGGAAGAUCCAAGAUGUUUUGCCUGUCACGGAACCCCAAGAGCGUGAUGUCGAUGCUACUGUUUCGGCUCCUCGGAGUGCUCUCCAGUACAACAUGCUGUAUCUGAAUAAGGAUAUUGAUACCGAAAAGCUCAUUGGUGCCUUCAAUGCGUUGAUCGCAACCCAUCCCAUUUUGCGAACAGUCUUUGUCCGUGAAUCCGAUCGGAUGCUUCAAGUUGUGCUUGAUCAUCUGGUCGUCUCUGCAUCCGAACAUGUCACCGAUGGACCUGUGGAUGAAUUCUGCAAGAACAUCGCCAAGGAAGAUAUCGAAGUCGAUUCAAUUUUCCAACUCGGAAUGUCUUCCCUGGGCUUAUUCGCAGUGCAAGGUGCUGAAGAGAACGCCCUCAUGAUCCGCAUUUCCCAUGCUCAAUACGACGGCAUCUCCUUCCCAGAGAUACUUCGCCAAUUAGAGCUCCAAUACCAAGGAGAGGAAAUCAGCUCUUCCCCUCCCUUCUCCACCUUCAUUCAAUACCAGAACGACGCCAGACCCGACAAUAUCGCCUACUGGCGCGACAUGCUCCAAGGCUCACGACUCACAACCCUUCCAGAGCCGGAGUCCACCAAGACAAACUUCAUCAAAAAGCAAGUUGACAUGAGCGCCCGCUCCCCAGACACAACCAUGGCAACUCUCCUCACAGCCAGCUGGGCCCGUGUCCUAUCCCAACACCUCUCCAUCCAAGACAUUACCUUCGGCGGCGUCGUAUCCGGCCGUACAGUCGACGUACCAGAUAUCGACAAGAUCAUGGGCCCAACAUACCAAUACAUGCCACUACGCGUGAAAUUCGAAUCAGGGAUGAGCACCAAAACCCUCCUCGACAGCGUGCGUGACCAAUACCUCGAGGGCAGUCGACAUGCAACACUCGGGUUCCAGGAGAUCUCCGAUAACUGCACGAGCUGGUCCCCGCUUGUAUCUUUCUUCUCGUCGAUUGUGCAUCAUCAUGAUAUCGAGUACUUUGAUAGCAUCCCCUUUGCGGGAUCGGAGGCUCGUGUCGAUUAUAUUAACCCGCACCCUGAGCCUACUAGUCCUACUCGUGUUGUGUCUUAUACUGAAAAGGGUGAGACUUUCGUGGGUAUUGAGGCUGAUGAGGAGAGGUUGGAUUUCUGGGAGGAGAGACUGGCUGAAUUGGCUACGGUGAUUGAGGGCUUUGUGAACGAGCCUGAGGCUCGAUUUUGA